This is a messenger RNA of Phaethon lepturus (White-tailed tropicbird), 1161 nucleotides long. Its product is annotated as intraflagellar transport protein 140 homolog. Bases 1 to 1161 code for a protein of 386 amino acids. The record is from RefSeq and is a predicted model, not a curated record. The transcript is spliced from 9 exons. Gene Ontology annotation, biological process: intraciliary retrograde transport. Lineage: Eukaryota; Metazoa; Chordata; Aves; Phaethontiformes; Phaethontidae. Gene Ontology annotation, cellular component: axoneme; intraciliary transport particle A; ciliary basal body.
AUGUGCAGAGACUUCGCGUGUAGUCAGCUGGUUGCCACAAUGCUUUCUGAAAAGAAUCAUCCUUUGUGGGGCUCCCGAAAAAACCUGCUGGCAGUGAACAACAUCAGCUCUGUGGUGAUCCUCAGUGAGCAGGCCAUGUCAUCUCAUUUUCAUCAGCAAGUGGCCGUUGUGCAGGUGUCUCCCAACCUAUUUAAUGUGACCAUCUUUAGCACAGGAACCACACACAGUCUUCGUGUUGAUAUGAAUGUAAAUGGAGUCUUCACUACUAAGGAUGCUGUAGUAUUCUGGAAUGGGAAGCAAGUUACUGUCUUUGAGUGCUCAGGAGAUACCUUUAGAAGUGCAGGCUCUUUUCUGUGUGACUCUCCAGUUCUGUCCAUGCAUGGAGAAAAUCUGUACACAGUUGAGCCGUAUCGGGUCCAGGUCCGCACCUGGCAGGGCACAGUUAAACAGCUGCUGGUGUUCUCUGAAGCAGAGGGGAAUCCGUGCCUCUUGGAUGUCUGCGGAAAUUUCCUGGCUGUGGGAACUGAUUUGGCUCACUUUAAAAUCUUUGAUCUCUCUCGCAGAGAGGCAAAAGUGCACUGCAAUAGCAAGAACUUCUCUGAGCUGUUUCCUGGCCUUGGAGGCAUUGCAUCUGUCAAGUGCAAUGCUAAUGGCAAUAAAGUCAGCAUUCUUGUGAGCAAGGCAGAUGGGAACAUUGAUUCCAAGAUCUGUUUCUAUGAUGUUGAAAUGGACAAAGUUACACUCUUUGAUUUCAAGGCUGAACAGGGAAAUGGUAGAGAGAAGCUUUCUUCUGGACAAGGCAUCGACAAGUCUGUUGUGGAUUAUCCAGAGUUGCACAGUCACAUCCCUGCUUGCCAUUUCUGGGACCAGAGUGAACCAAGACUUUUUGUAUGUGAAGCAAUUCUUGAAACAGGCCUACAAUCUCCAGACCAGAAGAAAAACCAGACUGAGAGCAUAAUGGAUGUUUGGAUUGUAUCAUUCUUCAGUACUGAAGAGCAUGGCCUUUUGCUUCAGGACAGCUUUCCAUUGCCUUCAUCCUACGAGGUUCUUUUGGGCAUAGAGGUGCCACAUUAUUACUUUGCAAAAAAGGUGAGGAAAACUUUCACAAUUCUUUCCCUUCCCAUAAGUUCAGACUUUUCACUGCAUGGGGAUCAAAUGUAA